This is a messenger RNA of Fusarium redolens, 177 nucleotides long. RefSeq lists its product as uncharacterized. NCBI's taxonomy places the organism in Eukaryota, Fungi, Ascomycota, Sordariomycetes, Hypocreales, Nectriaceae. The transcript has 2 exons. The coding region runs from base 1 to 177 and encodes 58 amino acids. The record is from RefSeq and is a predicted model, not a curated record.
AUGACUAGUUAUGUGGAUGGGAUAUCGCGUAAUUCGUCUGCGCCUACGAGCUUAUGGGAGUUUGGCCACUUUCAGCCUGGUGAUUGGCUGGACCAAAAUGCUUCUCCGGAGUAUCCCGAAAAAGCUCUCACAGAUAAUUACCCCGUCGCCAACCCCUUUCUCAUCAAGACCCUCUAA